CGCAUCCUCAAGGUCAACAGGACCCUCUUCAUCGGGGACAGGGACAACAUCUACCGCGUCAGCCUCGNGCCCCCCCGGAAGCUGACGUGGCACUCGAACCAGCACGACAUCAGCAUCUGCAGGAUGAAGGGGAAACACGAGGCAGAGUGCCGCAACUUCAUCAAGGUGCUGCUGGUGCGGAGCAAGAACCUGCUCUUCGUCUGCGGCACCAACGCCUUCAACCCCGUCUGCGCCAACUACAGCAUGGACACACUGGAGCCCGUCGGGGACAACAUCAGCGGCAUGGCGCGGUGUCCCUAUGACCCCAAGCACGCCAACGUGGCCCUCUUCACAGGGGGGAUGCUCUUCACCGCCACGGUGACCGACUUCCUGGCCAUCGACGCCGUCAUCUACCGCAGCCUUGGGGACAGCCCGACCCUCCGCACCGUCAAACACGACUCCAAAUGGUUCAAAGAGCCCUACUUUGUGCACGCCGUGGAAUGGAGGAGCCACGUCUACUUCUUCUUCCGGGAGAUCGCUAUGGAGUUCAACUACCUGGAGAAGGUGGUGGUGUCCCGGGUGGCCCGGGUGUGCAAGAACGACAUGGGGGGCUCGCAGCGGGUGCUGGAGAAGCAGUGGACCUCCUUCCUCAAGGCCCGGCUCAACUGCUCCGUGCCGGGAGACUCCCAUUUCUACUUCAACGUCAUCCAAGCCGUGACCGACAUCCUGGAGCUGGACGGGCGCCCCGUGGUGCUCGCUGUCUUCUCCACACCUGCCAACAGCAUUCCCGGCUCGGUCGUUUGUGCCUUUGACAUGACCCAAGUGGCCGCUGUCUUCGAGGGACGUUUCAGGGAGCAGAAGUCACCCGAGUCCAUCUGGACGCCUGUGCCCGAGGACAUGGUGCCGAAGCCCCGCCCCGGGUGCUGUGCGUCCCCCGGGAUGCGCUACAACUCCUCCAGCUCCUUCCCGGAUGAGAUCCUCAACUUCGUCAAGACGCACCCGCUGAUGGACGAGGCGGUGCCAGCGCUGGGCAACGCGCCCUGGAUCCUGCGCACCAUGAGCCG
Nestor notabilis (Kea) is the source of this 1043-nucleotide messenger RNA. Its product is annotated as semaphorin-6B-like. Gene Ontology annotation, molecular function: semaphorin receptor binding; chemorepellent activity. Lineage: Eukaryota; Metazoa; Chordata; Aves; Psittaciformes; Psittacidae. The transcript has 10 exons. The record is from RefSeq and is a predicted model, not a curated record. Gene Ontology annotation, biological process: semaphorin-plexin signaling pathway; positive regulation of cell migration; neural crest cell migration. The annotation marks the transcript as partial.